Molecule: messenger RNA, 1901 nt
Organism: Schistocerca gregaria
Lineage: Eukaryota; Metazoa; Arthropoda; Insecta; Orthoptera; Acrididae
Exons: 2
Coding region: 452-1357 (301 amino acids)
Source: RefSeq, a predicted model, not a curated record
ACUAAGAAAGUUGGCACAUUUAGACAGACCUUUCGAUGAACUAACGCAAAUAGAUGCUCUAAAAAGGAGGUUACCAAAUAGAGUUCAGUGGGACUUGGUAUAUGGGCCAGAUGAUUCAGUUGAACAAUUUUUGAAUUACGUGGAGAAAUUGGAUCGUGCAUUAGAAAGAGCAAAGAUUUAAUGGACAUCAUUAUGAACAAAAUCAUGGAGGGUGGAACCAAAAUUCUAAUAAUGGGAAUAAUGGUAGGCGAAAUAAUCAUAAUGGGAAUAAUCAGCAGGAUCGUCAAGGUAAUUUUCAGGGAGAUUUCAAUAGAGGAGAGAAUAGCAACUGGCGUCAACAUGAGAAUAAGGGAGGUAAUUAUUAUGGUGGGAACAUAAAUAGACAAUGGGAAAAUCCAGAUAGAAGACAAGAUGGGAAUGGGCAAGGCCAGUUAAACUAAGAGCCGUCCCAAUGAGGGCCUGUCAGUUUGAGACUAACAUAUAUAAUGCUAGAAAUCAGACUAAGUGGAAUCAGAAUAGGUAUGGGCAAAAUGAUUACAGAAAAAGACAUAGUAAUAACAUGACAAGAGCACCAGAAAUUGAUAAGAGACCUUUUGAUAAACAGUUUUGGCAGCAAGUCAGUGAGAAGGCUAUGAGCACAGAUAAUUCUAGACACAUUAGUAAUGAAGAUUCAGAGGUUAGUGGGGAGAUAAUGAAUAAUUUGUUUAGGGAGGAAGAAAGUGAUGUGAGGGGGGAUGUAGGUGGUUGUUCCUAUGUUAAUAAUAGUUAUGAUACCUUCGGAAUAAAUGCAUUAAUGUAUUCUGAUGAAAUUGCAGUAAAUAGAGAUCUGAGUGAUGUAAAAAUUUCUGUGGGUGAGAAUGUCAAUCAAGUACUGAAUAAUAAGGUUGUAGAAUUAGAAGAAGUAGAGUGUGAUGUUGAUGUGAGAAGUUGUGCUGAAGUAGCUAAGGUUAGGGAAGUUGAGUCAAAUGGUGAGAUGUUAAAUGAUGCUGAGGAAGAGGCAGUUGAUGAUAGUGAUGAUAUGGAAUAUAGAAGUGAGAUAAGAGUAUUUGUUGUGAUUAAGAAUGAUGCAGAUGUAGUUAUGAAGGAGGAGGGUAAUAGUGUUAGAGAAAAUAAUCAUUCAGUACAAGAGGAUCAGGCUGCAGUCACGUGGGUUAAUACAUCACCAGUAAUCGAGGGGAUAGACAGGGAUGACAUUAAUAUUGCGAAUGAAGAGAAGGUAAUUAUUAACUUAGGAAACCAGGGACAAGAGUUCAUUUGUAGAUUGUGGGACAGCCUUAAUGAGGCUAAUAAACAUAAUAUGUUUUGGAUACAAUUGUUAUCCAUCUGCGAGAAGGAAAAUUACCAUGAUAUAAUUUGACAGAUGAGGCGAUUAAGGGGCCAAAUUCGAGAGGAGAAGACCAGCAAAAAGAGACGAGAAGACAACUAUUGAAGAUUUCAAAAAAAAGUUGUUCAUUGCUUUGCGUAUCUGUCGAGAUCUCUUGCAAGAUACUUUUGCAUGAAAUCUCAGGGGUGUAUAAUGUAACGAACUACGGAAGAGUGCGAUACCACCCUUAUAGUCGCAUCUGCCCUUGCAGGGUCAGUGCUCCAAUUUCAUUUCUAUGAUUUUUUAUUUAAUAUUAUUGUGUGUAGUAUUUAAUUUUGCCCAAAUCUUUUUUUAUUAUAUUAUUCUAUAAUGUGAACUUUAUUUGUUUAUUUCUGGAGAAUAUGUUGGCACCAGUGUGAGCCAAAGAUAUUCGUGUGUGAAAGGUAGAGAGUCGGACGUUGUUAAGGUGACUGUUGGAGUGAGUUAGUUGGACUGUUGUGGGGAGAGUGUGGUUUUGUGAGGUGGACUGUUGAUGGGAGUAUGGAAGGAAGUCUGUCAUCUUAUAUAGAGAGUAUCUAUAAAUAGUAUGUGAUAUGAA